Striga hermonthica is the source of this 225-nucleotide messenger RNA. The record is from the annotation of a GenBank genome assembly. NCBI's taxonomy places the organism in Eukaryota, Viridiplantae, Streptophyta, Magnoliopsida, Lamiales, Orobanchaceae.
AUGAGUGAAGCUCCAAAAUAUGCAUAUCCUUAUCCUGCUCCUCAAGGUUACCCUCAGCAAGGUCCAUAUCAAGGGCCACCAGUAAUGGCACCUCCACAGUAUUAUUAUGCUGCACCUCCACCCACCAGACAACCUGGAUUUCUUCAAGGAUGUGUAGCUGCUCUGUGCUGCUGUUUCCUAGUCGACGAGUGUUGCUGCGAUCCCUCCAUCAUCUUCAUCUGCUGA